AUUCCAUUUGAGCUGAGCUCUGACUCUUUAAAAACAUUUUCAUUAAAACUUAAAUGAGAUUUUAUAAGUUGAAUUAGGCCUAAAGGAAUUGCUUUUUACAUUGCAUAAAAUUCUUCAAAAGGUAAAGGAAAAUUAUUACUAGAUAAAUUGUACAUAAGACAAGAAGGUGCCACACUUAUCAAAAAAUUAUUAGAAUUAGCCUAUAUUAUAUUUCUGUUAAACCACGUGGAUAUAAACAUAGAUUGAUUUCUAUUUCUAAUAUCACAGUUGUUCCAUAUAAUGCAUGUAUGUAGUGAAAGAUCGUGGGAAUAACACGAUCGAGAAACAUAUUUUGGAGCGCGCCUCAGCCCAGAUGACGUCUGCCUGCGCGUUGAAUGGCUCUGGCAUCGAUGAAGGUGUUUUUCAUGUCGCGUCCUCCGCCAUGUUUUCAGAUCUUCAGAGAGGUGUGUAGUUCACAAGACACACACACACACAGAGAGGAGGCUGCUUGCUCUUUUCUUUUGUCUGACCUCCUCUGCAAAAAUGCACGCCUCACCCCCAAAUCCUCACGUCUCCUUACAACCCACAACACCCCUCGAGCCGUAGAUCUGACAAGCCCGUCCAUGUUUGAGGGAAUUAACGGAAGAUUAUCAUUAGCUCUUCAAAACAACUCGGAAUGUUCUCCAAAAAGCCUCAUGGAGAUGUCAGGAAAUCGACACAGAAAGUGCUGGACCCCAAGAAGGACGUGCUGACGAGGUUAAAGCAUCUGAGGAUCGUUAUCGAAAAUGCGGAGUCUGCUGAACUCAAGCACCUCUUUGAGCAGAAUUACUCCCACAUCUACUAUGUCUUCUUUGAAAACUUUGUCACCAUCGAGGUUAACCUGAAACAGAAAGGUCACAAAUCCCAACGGGAAGAGCUCGAUUCCAUCCUUUUUAUAUUUGAGAAAAUCCUACAGCUGUUACCAGAGCGAAUACAAGGAAGAUGGCAGUUCCACAGCAUAGGUCUCAUUUUGAAGAAACUGUUACACACUGGAAACUCCCUAAAGAUCCGGAGGGAAGGGGUGCGUCUGUUCCUUCUGUGGAUGCAGGCUCUGCAGCACAAUGCUUUAAGAGAGCAGCUUUGGAUCUUUGCCUGUCUGAUCCCAGGAUUCCCUGCACCACAGUCCGAGCUGGGCCCUCGAACCCUGGAUAAUUUGAUCAGCCCUCCUCUUAACCUUCAGGAGCCUCAAGUGACUCCAGAGGAGAUCAGUCCCCUUGUCCCUCCCCAGUCAGGAGAUAAAUCCCAGGAGGAUCUCACUGGCUACUUCCUGGAGGCUUUGCUAAAAUACAUGGUAAACCAGGCCAAAAGUCUGGAGUGGAAGUGCAAGGAGAACCACGAGAAGGGCUUCGCAUUUCUGUUCGCCAACUUUAAAAAGUAUUACCUGCCCCAUAUCUUCCCCAACUUCUCCAAGGAGACCAGUUUGUACAACCCUAUUUUGGAGGUUCCACCCAUGAGACCAAAGCCUUACUACAUGGUUGUAAAAAGAGACCCAGAGACCAAUGAAGCACUGUACUGCACUAAAGAGAACUUCCUCAAUGCCAGAGUCAUAUUCAUCCGCUGGCUGGUCUCCUUCUGGCUGGAGCCGCGGUCGAACACAGGAACACAGAUCCCCGGCAUGGAAGGAGAAAAUGUGCCAAAGAAUAUCCAGAGAGCGGCAGCAGGCCUAGCAGCUCGAGGAGAAGAUGGCGGCCCACGACAGGACAGUCUGGAUGGUGGUGGUAUUGGCGAACCAGAGCAGUCGCACUCCAACACCAGCACCCUGACGGAGAGAGAGCCCAGCUCCUCCAGCCUCUGCAGCAUGGAUGAAGAGCACCUCACCGACAUCGAGGUGGUGCGCCGGGUCCUGUGCUCCUCCAGAACCAACGUCAACUUCAUCACAGAGAUAUUUCGCCAGGCGUUCCUGCUGCCGAUGUGUGAGGCUGCAGCCAUGCGUAAGGUGGUGCGAGUGUAUCAAGAGUGGAUUUCUCAGCAGGAUAAGCCUGUGUUUAUGAGACAACCAGAGGAAGAGCGAUUCACAGGCCAGCUGGACUCAACUCACGAGCAGAGAGCUGAUAAAGACGAGGAGGAGGAUGUUGGGCUCACGGUGUCAGUUCGAAACCCUAAUUGGAGUAGGAGUAAAAGCUCUGAUUCUGAGUACAAUGUUCACGCUGGAGUCCAGGCUACACUACAGGUUUUUAUCACCAAUUCCUCUAAUGUCUUCCUUCUGGAGGCUGCCAAUGAGCUCAAAUCACUACUGGAAGAGCAUGUGGACAUGUGCAAGCGCGUGCUGAACAUUUACCGCAGUCUGGUCAUGCAUGAAACCAUGAACCAGAAGACCUGGGAGCAGAUUUUGCUAGUGUUGCUGCGAGUGACUGAGUGUGUGAUGAAGAGGCCUCCCUCCAUUAUGCCUCAUGGAAAGAAGAGUAGCACUUUAUCAGGCCGUUUGGCUGGAGCCAUUUUUCAGACUCUGAUUGUGGCCUGGAUCAAGGGGAAUCUGAACGUGUACAUCUCUCGAGAGCUGUGGGAUGACCUGCUGUCUGUCCUGUCCUCUCUCACCUGCUGGGAAGAGCUGGUCACCGAGUGGUCCCUCACAAUGGAGACACUGACCAAGGUGCUGGCACGAAACCUUUACAGCCUGGACCUGAACGAGCUGCCCUUGGACAAACUUAGUGAGCAGAAGCAGAAGAAGCACAAAGGCAAAGGUGGUAUCCAUGAGGGCCAGAAAAUCACUGUGGAUCGGUCGUUCUCUAAAGGCUGGAGUCGAGAUCCUCCCGGUCAGGCGGCGGCCAUGAGACAGCGCAGCGCCACCACCGCUGGAUCACCAGGCAUCGAGAAGGCCAGAAGCAUCGUCCGACAGAAGACAGUCGCUCUUCGUAGUUGUUCUACGGGCGACAGUCUGCUGUCCUCAGCCUUUAUCCGCAGUGCUAAAAGCGCACCUGUCCUGAUCCACCCCGUACACCCUCUCCUGCCUGACUCUGUCCUCACUCCUCUAGCUGACGAGCUGUCAGACCUGGAGGAGCCUCCUAUGAUCCAGCGUGGGCCACGGAACCGCCACUGCUCUCAGAGCGAGGAGACGCCGACGUCUGAAGUUUUUUCGGCCUCCGGUGAACUGGAGCAGCCUCCGCUUCCCCGCAGUAGCAGUGCCUCCGACAUCAUGGAGCCCUUCAUCGCAGAACGGGCCAAAGGUGCACUUCCUGUCUCUGACAGUCCCUCUCACUCCCCCCACUUUACAGCCACCACCACCACCAUUGAGUUCCCCCACAGUUCCCCAAACCCACAGCAGCUCACUGACCCACAGCAGCUCCCCGACAGCCAGGCGUCCCUGGAGGUGGCCGAAAGUAUCUAUGACCAUCUCUGCCAAAUGCCAGGCCAGCAGCCCCCCUUUAUCCCCGAUUGGUCCUGUCCAGCCGCGGCCUCGGCCAAUCAACCCGAGGGCGAAGCGGAGGAGGACGUCUUCAGUGCUUUUCGGGAGUUUUGUCACAGGGAGAAUGUGAAAAUGGAAGCAGGUGCAGAUUUAAAGCAGGUGCAGUUUGAGGGCGAUUGGGCUCUAGAAUGGGAUAGAGAGAUGGAGCAGAGCGAGAAGAGUUUGUAUGAGUGCUUAGAGGAGUGUGAUUGGGAUUUGAGUGUUAGUCCGCAGCCAGCAGAGGACGGUAAAGGAGCACAGCUUCAGCGGCAGGACGCCACCGACAGGGCUAGCGAGAGUGAGGUUAGUCCACAGGCUUCGCAUGGACCCAUGUUGUCAAAUAUUGAUCACAAGAAACGCCACAGCAGUGCGGUCCAUGUCAGUUUCCGGCCCUCCACAGAGUCUGUGCUGUUCCACAACCCUUUGGACCCCAAGGAGGCACACUGGAAAACCCGGCUUCGCCGUCUCGGGCACUUCAGCAGCCACUCGGUUGGGGCGAAAGGUGUAGGGGAGGGGGUCACCUGUUGUGAAGUGGUGGAGCGGGAAAGAGGCUCCAUCAGCGGGGCUAGACGUGGACGACUUGGUCGUCCGACUCUUCGGCCUCGAGGGUCCCGAUCUAGAUCUCAGGAGUCAGGGUGCAGCCCCUCACGACAGCAGCAGGUGGCUCUGUUGGGUGGGGUGUAUAAGUCUAUGGUCCACGCUCUCUCCAAACCCAAGGGCCAGGCAGCAUCGCCCCAGCGCCACAGCAAAUCGCCCGCCACUGAGGCCCACCUGAAGGACCUGUAUGCUAGCGUUAUGGGCUAUUUUGGAAGAAAAACAUCAGCCAAUAAAGACGAGCUGACGCCGAAGAUGCGGCCCAUGUCUAACGAUGCUGGCAGCAGCAACCCCAAUGUCAGUGACCUCAUGGACGAGUUCAUCCAGGAGAGACUGAGAGCCAGAGGCAAUUCUGGCAUGACGAGGCGCGGCAGUAGCCCAGGAAGUCUGGAGAUCCCUAAAGAUCUGCCAGAGCUGCUGAACCGUCAGAACGCCACACGUCCCGCAGACGACCCCGGUGUGCCCUCUGAGUGGACCUCGCCUGCCAGUGCCAGUGGAAGUGACCUCAUAAGCUCUGACAGCCAAUCGGAUUCCUUUAACGCUUUUCAAUAUGACAGCAAAUUCGAAAAUUUCAGCUUCCCCCCUGAGACGUGUGCUUUGGCGUCUGCAGAUCAGGAUAGUUUGAGUGGGACAGGACAGACAGCGGAGGAACAGGAGCUUUCCAGUCUCACAACACUUCACAUCGACUCUGAGACCAGCAGCCUUAGUCAGCACGGCCUGUCUGCUGAUACUGUCACUAUUACUGGCUCUGAGAGCGCAUCUCCAAUGCACUCUCUAGGAGGAUCUCGAUCGCAGACGCCAUCUCCUGCAACCCUGACCGCUGAACACGUCCAGCAUAAAGAGCUGCAGCUGGAUGAGAAGAUGCACCAUUCUGUUCUGCAGACCCCUGAUGACCUUGAAACCAGCGAGUUUCCCACUGAGGACUGUAGUGUAAUGGCUGGUGGCACUCUGACUGGCUGGCAUGCUGAUGUCGCAACAGUAAUGUGGAGGAGAAUGCUUGGGAUUCUGGGAGAUGUCAACUAUAUAAAGGACCCUGAGAUCCAUGCGCAGGUUUUUGACUACCUCUGCGAACUCUGGCAGAACCUGGCCAAGAUCAGAGACAAUCUCGGGAUCUCCCUUGACAACCAGUCGUCUCCGCCACCACCAGAUCUGAUUCCACCUCUGCGGAUUCUGACUCCAUGGCUUUUCAAAGCGACUAUGUUGGGCGAACGCUACAAGCAGGGAAAACUGCACGCCUACAAGCUCAUCUGUAAGAUCAUGAAGAGAAGACAGGACGUUUCCCCAAACUCUGACUUCCUCACGCACUUCUACAACAUCAUGCACUGCGGCCUGCUCCACCAAGACCAGGAUAUUGUGAACACCAUCAUUAAGCACUGCUCUCCACGCUUCUUCUCUAUUGGACUUCCAGGAGCCACAAUGCUCAUCCUGGACUUCAUCGUGGCAGCUAGUCGUGUCACUGCCUGCUCGUCCCUCAAUGCUCCACGGGUGGAGGCUCAGAUCUUGUUGGGUUCCCUGGUUUGCCUCCCAAACUUGUACAAUGAACUUCCUGCACUGCAUCCUACAACAGCCGACAUCAUCAUGACCAAAUUCACUGAUGUCAAGGAGCAUAUAAUCAAGCACAUCCUGACCUCUGCCAGAGAUGAGCCUUCUGCUCCAGCCAGGUGUGUGGCGCUCUGUAGUCUGGGUAUUUGGCUGUGUGAAGAGCUGGUUCAUGGCACUCAGCAUCCGCAGAUCAAAGAAGCGCUUAACGUCAUCUGUGUCACUCUCAAGUUCUCCAAUAAAAACGUCGCCCUGGUGGCUUCAGACAUUUUGCACCUGCUGAUAAACUACGUGGAUGAACUGGAGAAAUUUCCACCCAACACUCCAAAGAAAAUAGUGGAGGUUCUUAUUGCAACCAUCACUUACCUUCUUCCAGCCACAGAGUCCUCUCCUCAUGAGCUGGACAAGAGGCUGGUUGUUUCUCUACUGCUGUGCUUGCUGGACUGGGUGAUGGCUCUACCUCCGAAAACACUCCUCCAGCCGGUCCAAGGAGCCUCGGAUAAGGAGAAAACUGACAAGUCUGUCCUCAGCUGCAUCUAUAAAGUCCUCCAUGGUUGUGUCUAUGGGGCUCAGAGCUUCAGUAACCCCAGUUACUUCCCCAUUCACCUGUCAGACUUAAGCAGCCCAGACUACGACCCCUUCUUACUACUAGAAAACCUUAAGGAGCCGGAGCCACUCCAUUCACCUGACUCUGAACGCUCCUCCAAACUGCAACCAGUAACUGAAGUGAGGAGCCGCAUUCAGCAAGGCCUUGUUUCAGUUGCGGCACGCACUGUCAUAUCUCACCUAGUCAACCAUCUGGGUCACUAUCCCAUGAGUGGUGGUCCGGCCACUCUGACGAGCCAGGUGUGCGAGAACCAGGACAACCCAUACAGUGAGAGCGCAGACCUGACCCCUGAACUCUUUGACGCCCCCAAUUUGCAGUUCUUCGUGCUUAAUGGCACCACCCUGCUGUCCUACUUACAAAUUCGGGCUGAAGAUGGCCUGCCCGGUGGUGGGAUGUCAGCUGGCCUCACCACCACCAAUGCUUGUGUUCGGGUGAUUGUGAGGGACAUUUCUGGUAAACACUCCUGGGACUCAGCUGUUCUGUAUGGUCCACCUCAUUGCAUCACUCCUAGUCAAACUUUGCACCUUUACACGUCCUCUAAUCCGAGAGGGGAACAUAAUAGAGAUGAGGACAGUUUAGAGAGGGGCAGCCAAGAAGAACCAGAGGAUGGAGCUUUUCAGGAAAGCGAGGAGGACUUGGAUGAGCAUGAGGAGGCGGAGGUGAAAGAAGACGAGGUGGAGGAGGAAGAACUUGAGGAAGAGAUUGAGGAGGAAGAGGUUGCACUGGAACUUAUGGCCCCGCAGGCCAAACGGCGGUGCAGAGAGGUCAUCCCGAACUGGGACUCCCUGCAGGAUGGGGAAGACUCCCUAGAUGAGAUGCUGCAAUAUCUGGGAUACUCCAGCCCAGAGUGUCUGCAACGUACUGGUGGACCUCUCAACAUACCUGCCCCACCUCCAAACUGUGUGUCCGAGAAACAGGAGAAUGAUGUCAUCAAUGCCAUCCUGAAGCAGUGUGCCGAGGAGCAGGACUUCACAAUUCACCGUGGUAAUGAGCUGAACAUGAGGGCCGUCGUUCAGCAGGAGCCAAGCCCACAGAGACCACAGUCUGCCUUCUACUACUGCAAACUGCUCCUCAACAUACUAGGCAUGAACUCUUGGGAGAAGAGGAACAGUUUCCACCUGCUGAAAAAGAAUGAAAAACUACUGAGAGAGCUGAAGAAUCUGGACUCCAGGCAGUGUCGUGAAACACACAAAAUCGCGGUGUUUUACGUGGCAGAGGGACAAGAAGACAAGCACUCCAUUCUGUCCAACACAGCCGGGAGUCAGGCGUAUGAAGACUUUGUAUCAGGCCUGGGCUGGGAGGUGAACCUGACGAGUCACUGUGGCUUUAUGGGUGGCCUGCAGCGGAACAAGAGCACGGGUUUUACCAUGCCUUACUUUGCCACCUCUACAGUGGAAGUGAUGUUCCACGUCUCCACACGCAUGCCUCCAGACUCAGACGACUCGCUCACUAAAAAGUUGAGACACCUGGGUAAUGAUGAAGUGCACAUCGUGUGGUCUGAGCACUCGCGGGACUAUCGGAGAGGCGUCAUUCCUACUGAGUUUGGAGACGUGCUCAUCGUCAUCUACCCUAUGAAGAACCACAUGUACAGCAUCCAGAUCAUCAAGAAACCUGAGGUGCCGUUCUUUGGUCCCUUGUUUGACGGAGCCAUAGUGGAUGGGACUAUAUUGCCCACAGUGGUGCGAGCGACAGCCAUCAACGCCAGCAGAGCUCUGAAAUCCCUCAUCCCUCUAUACCAAAACUUCUAUGAAGAGAGGGCCAGAUAUCUGGAGACGAUAGUCCAACAUCACUUGGAGCCCACGACAUUUGAGGACUACGCCGCUCGUGUCUUUUGUCCUGCGCCUUUCCACUAUCUUCCGUCUGAAGCAGAGAGAAAUGCUGUGAUUUUUCUGCCCCUCCCUAAACCUCCACUAGAAAACAUUGGGCUCACCAAGGUAAAGGGCAAAGGCUUGAAACGGAAGGUCUUUCACGCUAGCUGUGAAUGGCUCAUGCCUCGAGAGUCAGCUGGCAGAAAGUCCAGCAAUGCAGGUCGACGGGAGCGACUUAGCCUCGCCAAUGUCACCUCGUGCUAGCAAGAGCCGGAUGUCCAUGAAGCUCCGCCGCUCCUCGGGCUCCGCCAACAAGACUUGACCAGAGUGAACGAAAGCACACACAACACAUCUUCCAACAGGACACUCCAUGCCAAACUCCGCCCACUGCACUGUCAGACAAGCCACACCCUCUCGCCUGAGGUAACCACGCCCCUAAUGAUGUCUGGCUCCUCCCAUUCAGAGCCAGAAAGAACAACGGAAAGGUUUAUUUUUGAACGCUUCACUUUUGCUUCCUCUUCAAUGACUCUGAGUGAUCGUAGAUAACACACACACACACACACACACACACACACAAAUCAUGCCAUCGAAUCAAACUUGACCUUUUAUAUUUGUACAGGGGAUUGACUAUUUGACGGCACGUCUUUCCGCAUAUUUCUGUUUGUUUUCACUCCAUGUUUUUAUAACGUUGACGCUCACGUUUGUUUGUUUUUCUUUAUUUGUCUUUACGCAUCACAGUUCAUCGUAAUCUGUAAAUUAAGUUCCUCUUCAUUCAGACGUUACUGAUUUUUUUUUAAGUGUUAUCCGCCCCCUUUGCCGUUUGUAACGGUUAUUUGUGUGUAUAUAUCUAUAAAUAUAAAAAUAUAUACAUAUUUAAUGUAUGUGUAUAGUGUAUGAACAGUAUCUGAUCUGUGUACAUAUUUAACAGUAUUUAAAUCAACCAAAAAAACAAACAAACAAAUCAAAAGGCCACUUAGAACGAGUCCAAAACAGCUCAACUGUCUUUUCGUUUUUUGUUUUGUGUCUAUUUGUUUAGCUGCGCAGCUUUAUCGGCUCACUUACGGCAUCAAUCAUUUGGCGACAAUGCUGAAUCAUCUCAUCUUAUUUGAGGUUUUUAAGGAAAUUUGUGAACGAGUUAACAGAGAAACAGGGAAAUGUUGCCAGAUUGAGCCAAACUCCCCACUUCAAAAUGCCAUGUGGAUGUUUUAGACACAUUAAUUCAGUCAUCCGUUUAUUUUCCUAACAAGGAAGCCAUCUUUAACACUACUUUUGCUCUUCGCUCUAUUUUUGACCAUUUAAGGGAUUUAAACAGAUCUACGGAUGCAAGUUGCCAUGUUUAAGACAAAGUCAAGUUUGUAUAUUUUCUGUAAGAGGGUCAGAUUUUUAUUCAUUUUCUUUUUAUCAUUUAGAAAUGUAUCCAAAAAAAAACAAAGCAAAGUGGAGUUGAAAUCAUGCAGCACCCUUCUGGAUUGAAAUUAUAACAUGUAUAUUAAAGGCCUGCACACAAGCAACUCAAGACCUGUGCGUAAUUUCAAGAGGAAAAAAAAGGGUUCCUCGUGGGUAGAUUUUGUGUUCUGUUACUACUGACCAAAUGCUGCAUGAUUCCAGUACUAACUGCAUGUGUUGAUAUAACAGCUGCACAACACACAAGCACACGCACAGAUCCACUACACUGUCAUACGCUUAGCAAGACGUUUGUCGAAGGAGAGUGGAUGUGCAAUGACACUUAAGAAUAAAAGUAUUCUUACAACAUA
Messenger RNA from Danio rerio (zebrafish), 9702 nucleotides. Lineage: Eukaryota; Metazoa; Chordata; Actinopteri; Cypriniformes; Danionidae. The record is from RefSeq and is a predicted model, not a curated record.